UGCCAGCAUUCUCUGUCUUCCAGCUCCCCAGGAGCUCCCUCAAUACCUUGGGGUGGGGGCAUGGUGACUGACCUAGUCACACCCCACAGAACACCUCCUUCUCUGUCGGUACUCACAGCCACCGCCUGUGCCUUUAAGGACUGCUGCUCGGUGCCAGGGUCUUGACCUCAGCAUCCUCAGCUGAGUUGGAUUAAGGACCAUUCCGUGCCUUCUGUGAAUUCCUUCUCGCUUCACUUCCCUCCCCCACAUGGAGACAGAGUAGCCUGGAGCCCCAACCAUUCUGCCGAAGGCAGUCAGAGAACUGGUCUCUCCUCAUAGCUUUGUUCCUUCGAGAGUAAAGGUUGCGUCUUUGAUAGGUGGCUUGUGACCUCGGAGUGGACUCUUAGGGGUCUUGGGCUGUCACAGGAUCUCCAAAAAGCCAUGCAGCAUCUUGAGCCAUGAAGGACUAUUCCGAUGUCAUCCUCUAUCCAGAGGCAACUGAGCUGAGUAAGACAGAGUUCUGCAAUCCUGCUUUCGACCCUGAAGCAGGACCUUCUUGCCCUCCACCAGCCUUACAGAAAGAUGCCAGCAGCAGCCUCAAAGCUCCCUGGCGUGCCCAGCAUCUCCGAGGGCUACAACCAGACUGCCAUUUCUCCUGCCUCUGUAUCCUGCUGCUCAGUGGCCUGCUGCUCCUGCUGUUGGGGCUACUGGUGACUGUCAUCCUGACCCAGCUGCAGGCUACAUCCCUCCCUAGGACAACCGAGAGCCCACUGCCCACCCAAGGCCUCGCCCCCAAGGGUAGCAUUCCUAGUACCAGUCCUAACACCAGCACCACCACCAUCUCUCCAACAACCGCGGGGCAGCAGGAGGCAGCCGUGAGCCCUACACACCAGACCACCUGCGGAGGCCUCCUUCCUGGUCCAAGGGGUUUCUUCAGCAGCCCCAACUACCCAGAUCUUUACCCAGCCCACAGUCACUGUGUCUGGCAUAUCCAGGUAGCCACAGGCCAGACAAUACAGCUCAAGAUUCAAGCCCUCAGCAUAGAAGGUGUGCUCGCCUGUCUUUUUGAUCGCUUGGAAAUUACCCCAGAGCCUUCAGGCCCUCUCCUCAGGGUGUGUGGUAAAACGCCUCCAGCCACACUAAACACCAAUACCAGCCACCUCCGUGUGUCCUUCGUCUCUGAUGCUGACGUGGAAGGGUCUGGUUUCCAGGCCUGGUACCAAGCUGUGGCCCCGGGGCAUUGGAGCUGUGCCCACAAUGAGUUCCGCUGUGACCUGCUCCUCUGCCUGACGCACGACUUAGUAUGUGAUGGUAUUACCAACUGUGCCGAUGGUACUGACGAGGCCAACUGCAGUGCCAAGACCUUGGGGUGCGGAGGAAAUCUGACUGGGCUCCAUGGGGUGUUCUCUACUCCCAACUACCCACAGCACUACCCUCAACAACAGCUCUGCACCUGGUACAUCUCAGUGCCCGUGGGAUACGGCAUAGGACUGCGGUUCCACAACUUCAGCCUGGAAGAGCAAGCGGAGUGCAAGUUUGACUACGUGGAGGUGUAUGAGGCCAGCAGUUCCGGGGCCUUCAGCUUCCUGGGCAGGUUCUGUGGCACAGAGCUGCCACCCCACCUCGUCUCCUCACGGCACCAGCUGGCUGUAAUCUUUAAGACCGAUCUUGGUAUCAGCAGCGGGGGCUUCUUAGCCACUUACCAGGCCAUCAAUACUACAGAGAAUCCUUGUGGGCCCAGAGAGUUCUGCCAGGACGGAGGGUGUGGGGAACUGCAAUGGAUGUGCGACUUGUGGAGAGAUUGUGAAAACGACAGCAAUGACAAUUGCAGCAGCCACUUGUUCCCACAACCAGAGCUGACCUGUGAACCUGUCCAAGUGGAGAUGUGUCUUGGACUAAGCUACAGUACCACAGCUUUCCCCAACAUCUGGGUGGGCCUGGCCACCCAGGCAGAGGUGGCAGACAUCCUCAGAGGCUACAAGAGUCUGACAACUCUACCCUGCUAUCAGAACUUCCGGAGGUUCCUUUGCAGACUGCUUGUACCUCACUGCACCCCACUAGGCACUAUCUUACCCCCUUGCCGCUCUGUCUGCCAGGAGGCAGAACAACAAUGCCAGUCUAGCCUGGCACUACUGGGCACCCCCUGGCCCUUCAACUGCAACCGGCUGCCUGAGGCGGCUAGUCUGGAAGCUUGUUCCCAGCCCUGACCUGAAGCCAGCCCCUACCCUCUGUCUGCCCAUCCUCCUCUACUUAUGUGGGUGGACAGGGCAGGCAGAAAACAAAGGGAAGAGUGACCUGGGCAUGGGCCUCCACCCAUCCUCUCUUGGUGCUUCCCAGAGAGCGGGACCUGAUCCUGCCCAGGGCUAAUGGGGCCACCCGAUCUUCCCUGUACCAUCCCUGUGCUCUUCUUUGCCAAGACAGCCUUAUAGCCUAGAGAGCCUAGAGAUUUCUUAUCCAAGUCUCUGACCCUGAUACCUUAUCUUCUGCCUUACCCCUUCCCGUUUGAGUGUUUAAAAUCACCAUCACCAGACUUCAGCUUUUCCAUUUAGUCAACAAAAACUAUAUUGAGAGUCUACUGGUGUGGUGGGACCCUAAUCUACGCCUGGGGUCUCCUGAUCCAGGUCUCCACCUGC
Myodes glareolus (Bank vole) is the source of this 2612-nucleotide messenger RNA. RefSeq names its product membrane frizzled-related protein (gene Mfrp). NCBI's taxonomy places the organism in Eukaryota, Metazoa, Chordata, Mammalia, Rodentia, Cricetidae. Gene Ontology annotation, molecular function: protein binding. The record is from RefSeq and is a predicted model, not a curated record.